Messenger RNA from Alligator sinensis (Chinese alligator), 1482 nucleotides. RefSeq names its product parvin gamma (gene PARVG). Lineage: Eukaryota; Metazoa; Chordata; Crocodylia; Alligatoridae. Gene Ontology annotation, cellular component: actin cytoskeleton; focal adhesion; cytoplasm. The coding region runs from base 436 to 1260 and encodes 274 amino acids. Gene Ontology annotation, biological process: cell projection assembly; substrate adhesion-dependent cell spreading; establishment or maintenance of cell polarity. The transcript has 13 exons. Gene Ontology annotation, molecular function: actin binding. The record is from RefSeq and is a predicted model, not a curated record.
GGAAGUAAAAGGUUGUUUUAAACUGAAUGCAAAAUAUCUAGUCUUUUUUCAUUCUCAUUUUGAUUUCUAACUGCUGUGUUCCAACACCGGCAUUAUAAAAUUAGGUGUAUUCCCUAUGUCUCGGCUUUCUCUUUCAAAAUAUUUUGAUGGCCAUUUCUUUAUUAAUAUUUUGAGCUUACCAACAGAACUUUUUUGUCUUUUUCAAACCGGAAAUUACAAAGUUUAGACUUCACAGUGAUAUUGCCUACAAAAGAGAAAAGAAAAAAGUCAUAAAACCAACCUCACGCAAUGACCCGAAACUGGAAGGACUACAAGUGAUAUGCUUCUUUUGUUCUGUUGCCCAGCAAGACUCAAGUAGCUGGAGGUAAAGCAGAGUUACCUGAGUUUGUAGGCUGGGGAGAUGGCUGUUAAAAGAAUCUUUUAAGGCAGUUACUGAUGGACUGGAUUAAUUCAACCCUGAAACAGGAACACAUAAUAAUAAAAAGCCUGGAGGAAGAUCUAUUUGAUGGCCUGAUACUUCAUCAUCUCUUAGAAAAGCUAGGAUCUCUCAACCUAGACGUAGAGAAGAUUGCACUGACAGAAAACAAGCAGAGACAGAAACUUACUGUGAUUCUAGAAGCUGUGACCAAGUGUUUGCAAGUAGAGGAAAGCCAGCUGAAAUGGAGUAUUGAUUCUAUUUUGAAGAAGGAUUUGCUGAGCACAUUGCAUCUUCUGAUUGCCAUAGCAAAGCACUUCCAGCCUGAUCUGGCUAUCCCUCCAAAUAUUCAUGUGGAAGUAGUAAUAAUUGAGCGUACAGCGAAAGGCCUAAAGACGGAAAAUGCUGUGGAAUAUAUCACAGAUUGCAAGGAGACUUUAGAAGAUCAGUCAAAUACUGAUGCUUUUGAUGAAUUAUUCACCCAUGCUCCUGACAAAUUGGAAGCUGUAAAAGAGGUAUUUUUGCAAUUUGUCAACAAACAUGUUGGAAAAUUAGGAUUAAAUGUGAAGGAUUUUGAAAAUCAGUUUGCAGAUGGUGUCAUCUUACUGUUGUUAAUUGGACAACUUCAAGGUUUUUUCUUGAAUUUAAGGGAUUUCUUCCUAAAUCCAAGUUCUGAAACAGAAAUGUUUCACAAUGUUAACCUUGUCAUGGACUUGCUGACAGAUGAAGGAGUUCUAAAUGUUCCUCUCAACCCUGAAGAUAUCAUGUGCAGAGAUGUGAAGACCAUACUGAAGAUUUUAUAUUGCUUAUAUUCCAAAUACAAGACCAAAAAACGUGAAGACUGAAAGCAAGACAUAGAUUUUCCUCCUGGUGCAUUAUAGGAUCAAUUUUUUUGUUUCGUUGUGUUUGCCACUUUGCAUGUAUAUCCACCUGUGCUUGAUUUGCCUGCAAACAUGUGUUUAAUGAAACAUGUAUGAGUGGAAAGUUGCACUUAUAUAACUUGGGCUGCCAGCAAUAAAAAUAGGCACGGUAGAUUUUGAUUUUGAUUUUUUUAAAAUAAUUUUGAA